AUGUCUCCAAAGACUUCUCCUCUCGCCGCCUUCUCCAGUUCGUCUGAUGACUCACGCGAGGCCCUCCUACCCGCGUUUGACGAUAUGGAGAAGAACCUUUUCAUGGCCAUGUUUCUGAGUCUCAAGAGCAAGCCCGAUAUCGAUUGGGAGAAAACAGCGUCCAAGGUCGCCCUCAAGAACGCGGACACAUGCAAGACUCGCUACGGCCAGAUUUGCCGCAAGCAUGGCAUUCAGACCUACAAUCAGAUUUUCGGCAAGUAUCGCGGUGCGGCUACUUCCUCCAAGGGCAAGACCACCGGCAAGGCAUCGGUCAUCGACAGUGCUGGAAUUCGAAAGGCCACCGGACGGGUUGGUUCGAAGGGACAAUACACUGGUCUCAAAACUGAGAUCGAGGUUGAAGACGAUCUCGAGGAUGGUAUCAUCAAGGACGAAAAGGUCAAGGCUGAGAAGUGA
Messenger RNA from Verticillium dahliae VdLs.17, 453 nucleotides. RefSeq lists its product as uncharacterized. The transcript is spliced from 2 exons. The record is from RefSeq and is a predicted model, not a curated record. Bases 1 to 453 code for a protein of 150 amino acids. NCBI's taxonomy places the organism in Eukaryota, Fungi, Ascomycota, Sordariomycetes, Glomerellales, Plectosphaerellaceae.